Microtus oregoni (creeping vole) is the source of this 4853-nucleotide messenger RNA. Its product is annotated as lysosomal-trafficking regulator-like. Gene Ontology annotation, biological process: intracellular protein localization. The record is from RefSeq and is a predicted model, not a curated record. Lineage: Eukaryota; Metazoa; Chordata; Mammalia; Rodentia; Cricetidae. Gene Ontology annotation, molecular function: protein kinase binding. Gene Ontology annotation, cellular component: cytosol; membrane.
CUUUUUCUUACAGGUGAAGCCUUUUGCUGAAACAGUUUCAUCUAGUUCAUGAACCAAAAUAUUAGACAUUCUGAAUGUUACAGAAGUGUUGAAAGACUGCUCUGUCAUGAGUACUGACAGUAACUCAUUGGCACGUGAAUUUCUGAUCGAUGUCAACCAGCUCUGCAAUGCAGUGGUCCAGAGAGUGGAGGCCAGGGAAGAAGAAGAAGAGGAGACACACAUGGCAACACUUGGACAGUACCUUGUCCAUGGUCGAGGAUUUCUGUUACUUACCAAGCUAAAUUCUAUCAUUGACCAGGCCCUGACAUGUAGAGAAGAACUCCUGACACUUCUUCUGUCACUCCUUCCCUUGGUGUGGAAGAUACCUGUCCAGGAACAGCAAGCAACAGAUUUUAACUUGCCGUUGUCAUCUGAUAUAAUCCUGACCAAAGAAAAGAACUCAAGUUUGCAAAAAUCAACUCAGGGAAAAUUAUAUUUAGAAGGAAGUGCUCCUCCUGGUUCAAUCUCUGCAAAAGUAAACCUUUUUCAAAAAAGCAGAUGACAGCGUAAAAGUACCCACCGCUACUCUGUAAGAGAUGCAAGAAAGACACAGCUCUCCACCUCUGACUCUGAAGGCAACUCAGAUGAGAAAAGUACAGUUGUGAGUAAGCACAGGAGGUCCCAUGUGCUACCCCGGAUCCUGACGCAGUCUCCUAAGGAAGACCACCUCCUCGCCAAACUUGUCCCCUCUGCAACCAAAGAACAGAUCCUUUCUGACACCAUGACUUUGGAAAACUCCAGAGAAAUCAUCCCGAGACAGGAUUCAAAUGGCGACAUAUUAAUUGAGCCAGUUGCCUUGUCUAUUCUCAGUAACAUGAAUAACUCUCCCUUUGACUUAUGUCAUGUUCUGUUAUCGCUAUUGGAGAAAGUCUGUAAGUUUGACAUUGCUUUGAAUCAUAAUUCUUCUCUAGCAGCCAGUGUAGUACCCACGCUGACUGAGUUUCUAGCAGGCUUUGGGGACUGCUGUAACCAGAGUGACACUUUGGAGAGACAAGUGGUUUCUACAGGUUGGACUGAAGAGCCAGUGGCUUUGGUUCAACGGAUGCUCUUUCGAACUGUGGUGCAUCUUAUGUCAGUAGAUGUUAGCACAGCAGAGGCAAUGCCAGAAAGUCUUAGAAAAAACUUGACUGAAUUGCUUAGGGCAGCUUUAAAAAUUAGAGCUUGCUUGGAAAAGCAGCCUGACCCUUUCUCACCAAGACAAAAGAAAACACUACAGGAGGUCCAGGAGGGCUUUAUAUUUUCCAAGUAUCGUCAUAGAGCCCUUCUUCUCCCCGAGCUUCUGGAAGGAGUUCUACAGCUCCUUAUCUCUUGUCUUCAGAGUGCAGCUUCAAAUCCCUUUUACUUCAGUCAAGCCAUGGAUUUAGUUCAAGAAUUUAUUCAGCACCAAGGAUUUAAUCUGUUUGAAACAGCAGUUCUUCAGAUGGAAUGGCUGCUUUCAAGGGACGGUGUUCCCUCAGGGGCUGCCGAACAUUUGAAAACCUUGAUCAACAGUGUAAUGAAAAUAAUAAGUACUGUCAAAAAGGUAAAAUCAGAGCAACUUCAUCAUUCCAUGUGCACGAGGAAACGGCACCGGCGCUGUGAGUAUUCCCAUUUCAUGCAGCACCACCGUGAUCUCUCAGGUCUUCUCGUUUCAGCUUUUAAAAACCAGCUUUCUAAAAGCCCCUUCGAAGAGACUGCAGAGGGAGAUGUGCAGUAUCCCGAGCGGUGCUGCUGCAUUGCAGUGUACGCUCACCAGUGCUUACGCUUGCUGCAGCAGGUUUCCCUGAGCACCACCUGUGUCCAGAUCCUAUCAGGUGUACACAGUGUCGGAAUCUGUUGUUGUAUGGAUCCUAAGUCUGUGAUUAUCCCUUUACUCCAUGCUUUUAAGUUGCCAGCACUGAAGAAUUUUCAGCAACACAUACUGAAUGUCCUUAACAAACUUCUUCUGGAUCAGUUAGGAGGAGCAGAGAUUUCACAGAAAAUUAAAAAAGCAGCUUGUAACAUCUGUACUGUGGAUUCUGACCAACUGGCUAAGUUAGAAGAGACACUGCAAGGCACCUUGUGUGGUGCUGGCCCUUCCUCUGGCUUGCCCAGUCCUUCGUACAGAUUUCAAGGGAUCCUGCCCAGCAGUGGGUCUGAAGACUUAUUGUGGAAAUGGGAUGCAUUGGAAGCUUAUCAGAACUUUGUCUUUCAAGAAGACAGAUUGCAUAACAUACAGAUUGCAAAUCACAUUUGCAAUUUGAUCCAGAAAGGCAAUGUAGUUCAGUGGAAAUUGUAUAAUUAUAUUUUUAAUCCUGUGCUCCAAAGAGGAGUUGAAUUAGUACACCAUUACCAACAACUAAGCAUUACUUCUGUUCAGACUCAUAUGUGUAGCCAACUGAAACAGUGUUUGUCUCAGGAAGUGCUUCAGAUCUAUCUAAAAACUCUGCCUAUUCUACUUAAAUCCAGGGUAAUAAGAGAUUUGUUUUUAAGUUGUAAUGGAGUAAACCAAAUAAUUGAAUUAAAUUACUUAGAUGGGAUUCGAAGUCAUUCCCUCAAAGCAUUUGAAACUCUGAUUAUCAGCCUAGGGGAACAACAGAAAGAUGCUUCAGUUCCAGGUGCCAAUGGGUUAGACAUUGAGCAGGAGUUACCCUCCUUAAGUGUGAGUCCUUCUCUCUGUAAGCAGCAAGCUUCUUCAGAUUCUCCUCGGAGUCUCAGUAAGUUUUAUGCCAGUCUCAGAGAAGCUUAUCCAAAGAAACAGAAGACUGUUCAGCAGGAUGUUCACAUAAACACCAUAAACCUCUUUCUCUGUGUGGCUUUUUUAUGUGUCAGUAAAGAAGCAGAUUCUGAUAGGGACUCUGUCAGUGAGUCGGAAGAUACUUCUGGCUAUGACAGUACUGCCAGUGAACCAUUAAGUCACAUGCUACCGUGUCUGUCUCUUGAGAACGUCAUCUUACCUUCCCCUGAAUAUUUGCACCAAGCAGCAGACAUUUGGUCUAUGUGCCGUUGGAUCUACAUGUUGAGUUCAGUCUUCCAGAAACAAUUUCACAGACUUGGUGGUUUCCGAGUGUGCCAUCAAUUAAUAUUUAUGAUAAUCCAAAAACUAUUCACAAUUCGUGAUGAGGAACAAGGAAAAAGGCAGGGAGAAAUGAGUGUAAACGAAAACCAAGAGUUAAUCAGAAUGUCUCAACCUGAAAUGACAUCGAAGGAAGGAGAUGUGUCAUCUUCAGCAGCACCAGAACUGGGACAUCUGAAAAAGAGUGCUGACAGCUUGAAUGACUUAGAGACACAGCACAUGUUUCCCACAAAUGUAGAGCAGACUUUGGUUACUGAAGCUGUUCCUGGGGAAGCAAAGGCAUUUAUGAAUCAAGACAAUGAGACCUCUCUCCAGAGCAUACGACUUUUGGAGUCCCUCCUGGCCAUUUGUCUUCAUAGCUCCAGAGCCAGUCAACAGAAGAUGGAUUUGGAGCUACCUCCUCAGAGCUUGUCUGUGGAAAAUAUAUUGUGUGAAAUGAGGGAACACCUUUCCCAGUCAAAGGUGACGGAAACAGAAUUAGCAAAACCUUUAUUUGAUACCCUGCUUCGAGUGGCCCUAGGGAAUCAUGCAGCAGAUUUGGAUCCCGGUGAUACUGUGACUGACAAGAGUCAUCAGUCUGAGGAAGAAUUGUUGUCCCAGCCUGGAGAUUUCUCAGAAGAAAUUGAGGAUUCUCAGUGCUGUAAUCUGAAACUUCUGGGUGAGGAAGAAGGUUAUGAAGCAGACAGUGAAAGUAAUCCUGAGGACGGUGACGCCCACGAUGAUGGAGUAGAAUUAAAAACUGAGGAAGAAGGUUUCAGUGCAUCGACUGUUCCGAACAACUUACUUGAAAACCUCACUCACGGAGAGAUAAUAUACCCCGAGAUUUGCAUGCUGGAGUUAAAUUUGCUCUCUGCUAGCAAAGCUAAACUUGAUGUGCUUACUCAUGUGUUUGAGAACUUUCUGAAGAUUGCCAGACAGAAGGAAAAGAACAUUUCUCUGCUCAUGCAGCAGGGAACUGUAAAAAUUCUUCUAGGAGGGUUCUUGAAUAUUUUAAUACAAACUAAUUCUGAGUUUCAAGCAUGCCAGAGAGUAUUGGUGGAUCUCUUGGUAUCUCUGAUGAGUUCAAGAACAUGUUCAGAAGAGCUAACCCUUCUUUUGAGAAUAUUUCUGGAAAAAUCUCCUUGUACAGAAAUUCUUCUCCUUGGUAUUCGGAAAAUUGUUGAAAGUGAUUUUACUAUGAGCCCUUCACAGUAUCUAACCUUCCCUUUGCUACAUACACCUAGUUUAAGCAAUGGUGUCUCACCACAAAAGUCUCCUGGGAUUCUUAACAGUAAAGCCUUAGGCUUAUUGAGAAGAGCACGGCUUUCCCGAGGCAAGAAAGAGUCUGACAGAGAGAGUUUUCCCUCUCGGCUGCUGUCCUCUUGGCACAUAGCCCCAAUCCACCUACCAUUGCUGGGGCAGAACUGCUGGCCACACCUUUCAGAAGGAUUUAGUGUUUCUCUGUGGUUUAAUGUAGAGUAUGUCCAUGAACUGGAGAGUGCUGCAGAAAGAGGAAAGAAGGUAAAGAAAAGAAACAAACCAUCAGUUCUACAAGACAGCAGUUUUGAAGGAUCAGGAAAGUCUUUCAGUUGUUUAUACAGCUUACUGUCCUGCUCAGUACACCAUCUAUGAGCCCGUGAUCCGACUCAAGGGUCAAGUGAAAACUCAGCUCUCCCAGAGACCCUUCAGCUCAAAGGAAGCCCAGAGCAUCUUGCUAGAACCUUCUCAACUCAAAAGCCUGCAGCCUACGGAAUGUAAAACCAUCCAGGGCAUUCUGCAUGAGAUUGGUGGGGCUGGUGUA